AGGAAGACGAAAAGGAACGAGUCGUCUUCUCCUUCCUUCAAGGUCUCCGAAGAAAAAUCUCCCUACUCUCUCACGAGCCACAGUACUUCCUUCCUCCUAUUCAUGCCCCCGCCCAGGACUUCAUACGGUUGGCUAUUUCAGAAGAAAAUUCAGUUUAUAUUCGACUGGAGGACUAGCUUGCGGUAAUUUGAAGCAUUUUUUUGUUCGGUUUUGCUCGCUUUGGGAGGGAGCCAGUAGAUGCAAAAAGUCUGAUCUUUUGAUCGACUUGGCUGUCCUUUUGAUUCGGCGUCAUUAAGCUCCGCAUGAGAGUUUCUUGGUCUGUGCUCGCUUGUGAAUAGAAAGGCUAAUUGUUGGUGAUUGGUUACCAAAAUUUGGUCCUUUUUCUUAAUUCGGAAGGCGUGGGCAGCAAAAUUCACAGGGGAGCUUCGGUUACCCGAGCAAGAAGGAUCCUCUCCUUCACAGACUAAGAUUGGUGAUGGCCCGGCGCUGAAUUGCUCUGAAAUCUGCCGAAAGCAUCGAUCUUUGCCUCCGAAAGAUCAGGGAUUGGGCCCUGGAAUCCCAAUUCGCCACAUCUCCAAGACAGCGGUCGGGCUUGUAGAUGGGGGCGGGUUCGAGCAUCCUCGGCGCGGACGGGGAAUGGGGGAUGACGUCCCUUGGAGACAUGCCGGAGAGCUGCGUGGCGGCGGUGCUGCUCCACCUUGAUCCACCGGAGAUCUGCCAAGUCGCCCGCCUCAACCGCGCCUUCCGGGGCGCCGCCUCCGCGGACUGCGUCUGGGCCGACAAGCUGCCCGUCAACUACCGGUACCUCUUGGCCUUCGCGGCCGCCGCCGAUGACGAAGAUGGUGGCGGCGGACACGGCAACAGCAAACGCUGCUCGCCAACUUCGACCAAGAAGGACAUUUACGCUCGCUUGUGUCGACCGACCCCUUUUGAUUUUGGCAAUAAGGAAUUCUGGAUCGACAAGAACAAGGGAGGUAUUUGCUUGUGCAUCUCCUCAAAGGCGAUGGUGAUAACAGGUAUAGAUGACCGGAGAUACUGGAGCCAACUUGUCACGGAGGAAUCAAGAUUCCACCAUGUUGCCUAUCUUCAGCAAAUUUGGUGGCUUGAGGUAGAUGGAGAGCUUGAUUUUUGCUUCCCUGCUGGUUCAUACAGCAUUUUUUUCCGGCUUCACCUUGGUCGACCAUACAGGCGCAUGGGUCGACGUAUUUGGGGAACUGAGCACAUCCAUGGGUGGGAAUCCAAACCCACACGGUUUCAGUUCUCAACUUCAGAUGAACAACAUGCUACAUCAGAAUAUCAUCUAGAAGAACAAGGAAGCUGGAUCCUUUACCAUGUUGGUGAUUUUGCCGUAUCGAACUCUGAUGAGCUUAUGAAGCUCAAGUUCUCAAUGUUGCAGAUUGAUUGUACCCAUACAAAAGGUGGCUUGUGCGUCGAUUCAGUUUUGAUAUAUCCAAAAGGGUAUCGGCAUGAGAAGGAAAAAUAUAGUUCGCAUGUGCUGCAGAAUGGUCGCAAUACUCCAGCAACAUGAGGCAGGCAAUUCAGAAGGGGAUGGCUAGUCUUUUUCCUGUCGUUCUUUCCUGAAAGUCCAUGUGUAUAUUCAGUUUUUUUCCUUCUUUCAUUCUGAGAGUUUUACAUGAUACAAGGCCUUUUUUUGUUCUUCUGUAGUGUUAGGGUAGGGAAGUAAGGGGCAAGGUUUUGAAAAAGUUAAAUUGACAUGAUAAUGUUGAGUACAAGUACUGGUCGUAUAAAAGUAGGGUAGAUGCCAUCUUCAUAUGUAAUUUUCAUCAGUGCAAUGAUGUUUGGCGAUCUGGGUAUUCAUCUUUGCUUAUUCUCA
Oryza brachyantha (malo sina) is the source of this 1834-nucleotide messenger RNA. Its product is annotated as F-box protein PP2-A13-like. The transcript has 3 exons. The record is from RefSeq and is a predicted model, not a curated record. Gene Ontology annotation, molecular function: protein binding. Lineage: Eukaryota; Viridiplantae; Streptophyta; Magnoliopsida; Poales; Poaceae. Bases 599 to 1528 code for a protein of 309 amino acids.